GCCCCGCCACCUGCCCGCGCCCCGCCGCGCCCUAGCGCCCCCCCCCCCCCCCCCCACGCCCCGGGAAGCUGAGGGGUCCCCGUAGCCCUGUGCCCCCCCCACCCCCACCCCGCCCUUCCACUCGCCCUCCCUCCCCACCUGCCCGGGCUCUGCCGCCGCCCCGCCGAGCCCUCCCUCGGGCCUUUGUCCUGCCGCGAGGCCUUGCAGCUGCCGCCGGCCUGCGCGAACCCAGGCCGCGCCAGGUUUCUUACGCGAGGCCGGGGAUCCGCGGCCUAACCAUCCCUUCUCGCUCCCCCACACCCGCCCCGUCUCCCUCCCCGCCCCGGAGCCGGCGAGGGGCUAGCCCCCACCUUCUCCCCCCCACACCCCUCGCUGCCGCCGCCCCCACCUCCCAUCCGCCCUUCAUCCCCCGCGUGGAGCCCGUGUGCCCAGAGCGGCGGCGGCGCCUGGCUCACGAGAGGCCGCGGAGCCGCCCCUGGCCUCCCCCUCCCGCCCGUGCCGCCGCUGCCGCCGCCGCAGCAGGUUCCCUCCCUCCCUCCUCCUCCUCCUCCUCCUGCUCCUGCCCCCGGCGGCGGCGGGAUCCGAGCGGUGCCCGGGGAGCGCUCGGCCCGGGCAGGAGGGGAGAGGAGCGGCGGGGCGGCGGCAGGAGCAGCAGCGGCGGUAGCGCCAGCAGCAGAAAUGAUGGAAGAAUUGCAUAGCCUGGACCCACGAAGGCAGGAGCUCCUGGAGGCCAGGUUCACUGGAGUGGGGGUUGCUAAGGUUGGUGCUUCAAAUUCCCUCCCUACCCCCCCAAGUCUCCGUCCGUCAUGCUCCGCCCUGGCAUUGGGUCCACUAAAUAGUGAGUCUUCCAACCAGAGCUUGUGCAGCGUGGGUUCUCUGAGUGAUAAAGAAUUGGAGACUCCUGAGAAAAAACAGAAUGACCAGCGGAAUAGGAAAAGGAAAGCAGAAGCUUAUGAGACCAGCCAAGGAAAAGGCACUCCUAGAGGACAUAAAAUUAGUGAUUAUUUCGAGUUUGCUGGGGGGAGCGGCCCAGGAACCAGCCCUGGCAGGAGCGUGCCGCCCGUCGCCAGGUCCUCGCCGCAGCACUCUCUAUCCAACCCCUUGCCGCGGCGAGUGGAGCAGCCGCUCUAUGGGGUAGACGGCAGCACAGCCAAGGAGGCGCAGGAGGAACACUCUGCUCUGCCAACCCUGAUGUCGGUGAUGCUGGCGAAGCAGCGGCUAGAGAAUGAGCAGCUGGCCCAGAGGGGAGGUGGCCUCUGCUUUACUUUUGUCUCGGCCCAGCAAGGCAGCCCAUCUUCUACUGGAUCAGGGAACACUGAGCAUUCCUGCACUUCCCAAAAACAGAUUUCCAUCCAGCACAAACAGUCCCAGUCUGACCUCACAAUGGAAAAAAUAUCUGCACUAGAAAACAGCAAGAACUCUGACUUGGAGAAGAAGGAGGGGAGGAUAGAUGACUUAUUAAGAGCCAACUGCGAUUUGAGGCGGCAGAUAGAUGAGCAGCAGAAGAUGCUGGAGAAGUACAAGGAGCGGUUGAAUAGAUGUGUAACAAUGAGCAAGAAGCUUCUCAUAGAGAAGUCAAAGCAGGAGAAGAUGGCAUGCCGAGAUAAGAGCAUGCAGGACCGCUUGAGGCUGGGGCACUUCACCACCGUGCGGCACGGCGCCUCCUUCACUGAGCAGUGGACGGAUGGCUACGCCUUCCAGAACCUCAUCAAGCAACAGGAGAGGAUAAAUUCCCAGCGGGAAGAAAUAGAAAGGCAAAGGAAAAUGUUAGCAAAGCGGAAGCCCCCUGCGAUGGGCCAGACCCCGCCGGCCAGCGCCGAGCAGAAGCAGCGCAAGAACAAGACCAACGGAGCGGAGAACGAGACGUUAACGUUAGCGGAGUACCACGAACAGGAAGAAAUCUUCAAACUCCGGCUAGGUCAUCUUAAAAAGGAAGAAGCAGAGAUCCAGGCGGAGUUGGAACGGCUAGAGAGGGUUAGAAAUCUACAUAUCAGGGAAUUGAAAAGGAUACACAAUGAAGAUAAUUCACAAUUCAAAGACCAUCCCACGCUAAACGAUAGAUACUUGUUGCUACAUCUCCUGGGUAGAGGUGGCUUCAGUGAAGUAUAUAAGGCAUUUGAUUUAACAGAACAGAGAUAUGUAGCUGUGAAAAUCCACCAGUUAAACAAAAACUGGAGAGAUGAGAAGAAAGAAAACUAUCACAAACAUGCAUGUAGAGAGUACAGAAUUCACAAAGAACUGGAUCACCCUCGAAUAGUGAAGCUUUACGACUACUUCUCGCUGGAUACUGACUCGUUUUGUACAGUGUUAGAAUACUGUGAGGGGAAUGAUCUGGAUUUCUACCUGAAGCAGCACAAGUUAAUGUCGGAGAAAGAGGCACGAUCCAUUAUCAUGCAGAUUGUGAAUGCUUUAAAAUACCUAAAUGAAAUCAAACCUCCCAUCAUACACUAUGACCUUAAACCAGGUAACAUUCUUCUAGUCAAUGGUACUGCAUGUGGAGAGAUCAAAAUCACAGAUUUUGGCCUCUCCAAAAUCAUGGAUGAUGACAGCUACAACUCUGUGGACGGCAUGGAGCUGACAUCGCAGGGGGCUGGGACUUACUGGUAUUUGCCACCAGAAUGUUUUGUGGUUGGGAAGGAACCUCCAAAGAUUUCAAAUAAAGUUGAUGUCUGGUCAGUGGGAGUCAUCUUCUAUCAGUGUCUCUAUGGCAGAAAGCCCUUUGGUCACAACCAGUCCCAGCAAGACAUUCUGCAGGAGAACACCAUUCUGAAAGCUACCGAGGUGCAGUUCCCUCCAAAGCCAGUAGUCACACCAGAAGCAAAGGCGUUCAUCAGACGCUGCUUGGCCUACCGGAAGGAGGAUCGGAUAGACGUCCAGCAGCUGGCCUGUGACCCCUACCUGCUGCCUCACAUCCGCAAGUCUGUCUCCACGAGCAGCCCAGCUGGAGCUGCCGUCGCAUCCACCUCUGGAUCAUCCAAUAACAGCUCUUCAAACUGAGACAGAGAAAAUAGGCCAAA
Dryobates pubescens (Downy woodpecker) is the source of this 3017-nucleotide messenger RNA. RefSeq names its product tousled like kinase 2 (gene TLK2). Gene Ontology annotation, biological process: peptidyl-serine phosphorylation; intracellular signal transduction; chromosome segregation. The record is from RefSeq and is a predicted model, not a curated record. Gene Ontology annotation, molecular function: ATP binding; protein serine/threonine kinase activity. NCBI's taxonomy places the organism in Eukaryota, Metazoa, Chordata, Aves, Piciformes, Picidae. Gene Ontology annotation, cellular component: nucleus. The transcript is spliced from 23 exons. The coding region runs from base 679 to 2997 and encodes 772 amino acids.